AUUCGAAUCAACACAAAUAUCAAUCAAUAAUGAUCAAAAAUAUCGUUAUCGUAAAGUAUUAAUUCUUAUCGAUUCAUUAUCACCAAUUCAUACAAAUAUUAGUGAAUUAUUUGAAUUAUCACAGAAUAUUUAUCUUGAUUGUAUAAAUUGUGUUCCAAUAAUUUUUCUAUUACGUUAUGAAAUUAAAUUUUUAUAUGAUUGGCUAUCUGAUUCGAUUCGAUGGUUAAAUCAACGUUUUCGUUGUACGAUUAUAUCGUUUUAUGAUGAAUCGUACGAACAAGUAUUACAUUUAAGACCAAUUAUAAAUGGUUGUCUUGAAUUGAAUGAAAUUUAUUGGCCAAAAACUGAACAAGAUUUUAAUCAUUUACGUAUUUCAUCAUCACGAUGUGAUCUUAAUCAAACCUUAAUUAAUAUUGUUAUUAAUGAUUUUAAUCCAUACAGUGAUAUACAUUAUCAUGAAAAUUAUAUUGAAUUUGGUCCUUGUAUUGAAAAAAAUCUUAUUGAACUUUUGAUUGAAAAAACAAAUUUUCGUUAUCGAUUAAUCGAUGGUUUUCAAAAUUGGGGUAAAUAUGAAAAUGGUGUUUGGACCGGUUCGGUUAAUCAUCUAAUCAAUGGGUCUGCCGAUUUAGCCAUUGGUGGUUUUUCCAUUACAUAUGAUCGAUCAUUAUUUAUUGAUUAUAGUGAAGUAAGAAUGGUUGAUGAAAUUGCAUUCAUAUCACGUAUUCCAAAACUUCGAUCAAGAUCAUGGCUAGUUUUGGAACCAUUUUCUCAUUUACUUUGGUUUACAAUGAUCAUUGUAUUCAUAAUAGUUUCUUAUAUUCUUUAUUUUAUUUCAAAAUGGGAAAUUAAUCAUAAUUAUAAUCAUAAGAAUAUUUCAUUAUCAUAUCGAUCGAUUUGGUUAAAAUUGUUGGCCAUUAUUGUUAAUCAACAUGCUCAUGUUGUAAUGAAAACAACUUUGAAACAACGUAUGAUUUUAAUCGGUUGGAUAGUUGGUAAUAUGGUACUUGUUAUAGCAUAUUCAACAGAAUAUUAUACAUUUCUUGCAUUACCACAAUAUGAUGAUCCAUUAUUGACUAAAAAUGAUUUAAUCAAAGUAACACAAAAAAUGGAUCAUUAUUUAUUCACCCUUGAUGGUAGUAUUGUAAUGAAUUUGAAAAAUAUCGAAAGUGAUGAUUUUAAGAUUAUUGGUGCUAAUUUAGCACAAAACGAACGUUUUAAUGUUGCACAAUUAGAAGAAGGAUUUGAUAGAAUUGUUCAGGAUUCACGAUUCAUAUUAAUCGAAUCAAGAGCAGCAUUCAAAUUUCUAUUGAAAACAUAUGCACAAAAAGCAAUGCUCAUUAGUAAUGAUAUUUUGGCCAAUGAUUUUUUAACUGUCGGAUUUACAAGAAGAUCACCUAUUUUUGAUUCAUUUAAUUCAAUAAUUAGCGCAUGCAGCUAUUUUGGUUUCAAACAACAUUGGCUAAAUAAAUUGAUUAUAUUAUCAGAAACGGCAAAUAUUGAAGAAUAUUCCAUUUCAUCUAUUCAAGCAUUGACAACAAAAACAACAUUAGCAAUCGAUGGUUUACAAAUCAAUGACCUUGGUUCAAUAUUUAUCAUCUGGUCGAUUGGAUUAUCAUAUUCUUUUCUAAUAUUUUUGUUAGAAAUUGUUAUGAAAUUUACAACCAAAUCACCUGGAAUUUUAGAUAAAAUGUUUGAAUAA
Molecule: messenger RNA, 1699 nt
Organism: Dermatophagoides pteronyssinus (European house dust mite)
Lineage: Eukaryota; Metazoa; Arthropoda; Arachnida; Sarcoptiformes; Pyroglyphidae
Cellular component (GO): membrane
Molecular function (GO): ligand-gated monoatomic ion channel activity
Source: RefSeq, a predicted model, not a curated record